Diutina rugosa is the source of this 2289-nucleotide messenger RNA. RefSeq lists its product as uncharacterized. The transcript has a single exon. Lineage: Eukaryota; Fungi; Ascomycota; Pichiomycetes; Serinales; Debaryomycetaceae. Gene Ontology annotation, biological process: DNA-templated transcription initiation; RNA polymerase II preinitiation complex assembly. The record is from RefSeq and is a predicted model, not a curated record. Gene Ontology annotation, molecular function: DNA binding; protein heterodimerization activity; TBP-class protein binding. Gene Ontology annotation, cellular component: SLIK (SAGA-like) complex; transcription factor TFIID complex; SAGA complex. Bases 1 to 2289 code for a protein of 762 amino acids.
AUGAUUUCAUUUACUCUUUACUUAGUUAGUCUACAUGGUAGCGCACCACAAGAUAUAUAUUUUCGAACCUUCGAGACUACAGUCACGUCUAUGAACAAUAACCAGAUGAACCUCAACGGGCAGUUUCCUCAAGGGGGAACGCCCCAGCCCGGCAAUCAGGGACAGCGACCUCAAAACCGUAUCACCAUUCAACCGCAACACAUCCCUCGCCUCGUCCAGCUGAUGAGGGCCGCCCAACAGCAGGCUCAACAAGCCCAAGACGAACCAACUCGCCAGAAACAUAAACAACAAUAUGAAAAAAUCCGUCUGAUUUUACUACAAUACCAACAACAACAACAAGCUGCGCAACGAGGCCAGAACCAGGGGCAAAUGCCCGGUCAAGCCCCGGGUCAGAUCCAAGGUCAACGUCCUCCGCAAAAUCAACCACAACAAGCUCAGCAACAAAACCAAGGACAAUCGCAAUUUUCUAUGAACCAACAGCAGAUGCCGCAAAACCCUCAACAAGGUAUGAAUAACGGUCAGAACAUGAUGAGUCAACAGCAGCAACUCCAACAGAUGCAAAUGCGGCAACAGAACACUCAGGGCCAACAAAUGAUGCAAGGCAAUCAGAUGGCGAACCAAAACCAUACCCAGGGCCAAGGGCAGGGUCAAGGUCAGGGCCAGGGAAUGGGGCAACCUCAACGGCUCACGGUGCUGAUGGAGUCGUACAAUAUGAUUCGGCGUAACAUCCAGGAGGUACAACAACGAGUGCGUAUUUUGGAACAACGGAAACAGGCGAACCCGACUCCCGACCAGCUUGCUCAAAUUGACCGUGAUAUUGCUGAGUGGAACAUGCGCCUUCAAAAGUACCAGAGAAUCGGGAUGAAUUUGAAGAAUCAGUUGAUUGCCCUUCGAACUCAGCAGCAGCAGCAGCAGCAGCAACAACAACAGCAACAACCACAACAACAACAGCAGCAACCGGGGAGCAUGAAUGCUGGUCAACAGGGAAACACCCCACAAGCGCCCACACCACAGAUGCCGCAAAUGCAACAGCACUCAUCGCCGAUGGUACAGCCGCUGCCGCUCCCACAAGCGCUGCCGAUGAGCCAGCUGCCUGCUCUUGGUAACGGCCUGCCUCAAUUCCACCCGGCGCCCGCUCCUCAACAAGCACGCCAAUCUGCUCAACAAAGACAGAGCCCUCACAUGGGACUUAACCAAGCGCCUCAGGGUCAGCGACAUCCCCAACAACUUACUCAGCAACAGAUUGCCCGGUUACAACAGCAGAGACAGGCGCAACAACGGCGUGGCCCAGCACAAGCCAAUCAAGGAACCCCGAUACCCCCAGGAACAAUGCCGACUGGUCCCCAACCGCCACUGGGGCUGCCCUCGCGGCAUCCAUCGCAAGGACCUCCUCCUAGUCAACCACAACCGGGGCACCAAUCGCCUCCUAUACCCAUGGGCAUCCCUAACCCUCAGGCGCCAAUGCCUCAACAACCACCUAUCACGGCACCAUCUCAAGCAAUGGCCACGACACAAUCACCGGCGCCCAUGGCUCAACCUACUGCUACCCAGCUGGCAGUGGUUGCUCCCGGACGGACAAACACCCCUGGUCCGAUGGUAUCACAAGGGCGACUGGUUUCCCCUGCGGUGGCUGUUGAGGGCCAAGCUACCCCAGAUAAUACUGGUGAUUCUAAACUGGGCACGGUGACCUCGCGCCGGGACCUGGUGAGUCUUGGGUCUCAAUCGACGUCGGUACCGCUGAUUCCGAUUUCAUCCACAAUUAACGUGAAGCCGCCAGUGGCGGUGACGUUCAAUUCGUUCACUGAUGGACGCCCCACGAUCACCGGAGGGGCGGCAGCAAGCUCGGGGUCAUACUUACUGACGCCUGCCAUUACCAAGUUGCCUACAUUUGAGUUGGCUAGUUCUGGGCCAGGCGGCGCCUCGCUGCUUCCUGAGAACGGUCGCGUAAUCAACAAGCGGAAGCUCAUUGAAUUGGUUAAUACGAUGGGGGUUGACGAAGGCGAUGGUAAGACUCAAAUUGAUGGCAAUGUCGAAGAAGUCCUUUUGGACUUAGCCGAUGAGUUUAUUGCUUCGGUUACCGGGUUUGCUUGUCGGCUUGCAAAGCAUCGCAAGGCCAAUGCUAUUGAUGCCAAGGAUGUCCAGCUUCACUUAGAGCGCAACUGGAAUAUCAGAGUGCCUGGUUAUGCUAUGGACAAAAUCAGGCUGACGAGAAAGUUGACUCCCGCCAACAGCUACAAUCAAAAGGUGCAAGGCGUUGAAAUUGCUAAGCUGGUUAGUGAACACAUGUAA